Molecule: messenger RNA, 527 nt
Organism: Caenorhabditis auriculariae
Lineage: Eukaryota; Metazoa; Nematoda; Chromadorea; Rhabditida; Rhabditidae
Source: the annotation of a GenBank genome assembly
AUGAACUGCACGGAGAGGCUCGAGGUCAAGUCUGCUUAUGAUUUCUUACAGUAUACUUUUGUUCUGUUCGUGCUCAACACGUCCAUAGGAAUACCUAUCGCUAUCUCGAUAUAUUACCUGUUUCUUGGUUCCUACAAGGAAUGCAUUGAAGCUUUGCAUCAACGUUUGGGACUAAGUCGCGCUAUCUGGAUUAUGCGUGCUCUGUUUCCCCUCAUAUUGGUGAUAUGAAAGAGUAUAUAAAGGCCAACUGGAGCUUUUCAGUUUGGCGCGGGGGUCAUCUAUUACAAGCUGACCGACAUGCCCAGAAAGCUUAUCUUCGAAGAUAAAAAGCCACCAUGCAAAAGUAAUUUAACGACCUAAAUACCUCAAGAAUUCUACGAUUGAAUCAAUUUUGUUCACUUAUUCAUAUUACAGGUGCUUUCAAUUUUCUACUGUUUGUGUUCACUCAUGCUCCUUCUAUGCUUGCUGUUUCUAAACUGGUCGACGCCGCCUGGGAAAAAAUGAAACCAUCCGUCAACCCCGUUUGA